CCCAGUUUCUCUUCCUGGGAUGUCUUUGAGCCAAAAGAAAGACCAGCUGGCUUGUCGUCCUUUUUGGAUUCAGUGUUACCAAAAGAUAAUGUGGGGACCUUUUCGUCCUUCUUCUCGGUCGAAGAAGCUCCGAAAGAGAAGCCUGGUGCUUUCUUUGAAGAGUCUGCAGUCUUGUCUUCCACGGGCUUAUUUCCAAAUGAGAAAGCUGGUUUUCCUGCUUCUUUCGUCUCAGUUGGCUUGGUGUUGAGUGAAAAGGCUGGUUUCUCUGUCUCCUUCGUCUCGACAGGCUUGGCGUUGAGUGAGAAAGUAGGUUUUACUGCUUCCUUCGUCUCAGCAGGUUUGGCGCCAAAUGAGAAGGCUGGUUUUGCUGCCUCCUUUGUUUCGGCAGGUUUGGCACCAAAUGAGAAGGCUGGUUUUUCGGUCUCCUUUGUUUCGGCGGGUUUGGCGCUAAAUGAGAAGGCUGGUUUUGCUGCCUCCUUUGUUUCGGCAGGUUUGGCACCAAAUGAGAAGGCUGGUUUUUCGGUCUCCUUUGUUUCGGCGGGUUUGGCACCAAAUGAGAAGGCUGGUUUUUCGGUCUCCUUUGUUUCGGCGGGUUUGGCGCCAAAUGAGAAGGCUGGUUUCUCGGUCUCCUUCGUCUCAGCUGGCUUGGCACUGAAUGAGAAAGCUGGUUUGUCUGAUUUUUCAUCUUUAUUCCCUUCGGGUUUAGCACUGAAU
This is a messenger RNA of Metschnikowia bicuspidata var. bicuspidata NRRL YB-4993, 714 nucleotides long. RefSeq lists its product as uncharacterized. The annotation marks the transcript as partial. NCBI's taxonomy places the organism in Eukaryota, Fungi, Ascomycota, Pichiomycetes, Serinales, Metschnikowiaceae. The transcript has a single exon. The record is from RefSeq and is a predicted model, not a curated record.